UACCGACAGAUGAAUAAUGCAAGAGUCGCGUGAAUGCUUCCCAUAUUUUCUGCCUUAAACAGGAGACGGUAUCUGUAAGAUGCGAGGCUCUGACAGUGUUUCAAGCACACCGCUCGGACUCAAGUUUGCUACGCACAGUGCUUUAAAUUUAGUUCUUUUCUUUAACAAACUUAAUCAACGUGGUUCCUAGCCGAUCGGAUCACAAAAACGAACAUUUAGGCUAUCGGUCUAUCGUGUUGAUUUUGUCUUAUUGUUCUUUUUUAGUUGUUUAGACAGUGAAUAAAGUCGGAGAUCGCGUUAAAUUAAGAGCAAAAUGCGUCAAGCGUUUUUAAAAGCACCCGAACAAACAGUUCUUAUCAUAUCUAGAUCUUAAUAUAUAGCUGUCAAUUUAUACGUAUGGGAUCUACAUGAUGUUAGGAAUUCGGUAAAAUCAUUAUAUUAAUCAGAGGUUGUCAGACUUUGAUUUUAUUAACUUAAAUUGUCGCGUGGUAACCCAAGGAUCUGUAUGAUCAUGAUCCAAGACGUUAAGUAGCCUACAUGCAUUUGGUGUUAGGAUUUUUAACUGUCAUGUACUGAAACUGGUUAGAUUGUUGGUGUUGCAAAUAUUUGGGUGACCAUUAGUAUAGCUAGUUUUUUACGGUUUUCUGAACUGUUUUGGGAGUAAACAUGGGGCCGACAGCUGCAAGCCUCCAGAAUUAAAUCAAUUCACAGAUUAGAUGCGGAAUAAGAUGCAUUAUCGUGUGUGCGCUUUUAUUUUCAUUAAAGCUUGUUUUUCCAUUGCAUUGAUGUCCAGUAGUACGCUUAUCUCUGCUUUACUGUUAUUGACUAUUAGCGAGCGUUUGCUUGCAUGGUUUGCAAUGGACAAAGCUGCACUCGCAGUUUUACUUCAGUCAUGAGAAAUGAUCAGUUCACGUAUUAGGCGCCCCCAUGUUGUUCAUCUUAAAUUAUUUAUGGGGGGUCCCAAAUGACCUGAACGCCACUAAUAAUCAUGCAUUGUGCAAUCGCUUGCACGGUAAAAAGGCGUCUAAGAACGGUGUAGCCUAAAAGUUGUCAGCUGGACCCUUUUCGCGACUGUGUUUCCAUCGGCAAUGGUUUUCAGCAGUCAGAACUACGCGGGCUUUUGUGGUUUCUGCAACCGCCCCAUUUUUACGUUAUUUUGUAAUGUUUUGCGUUGUGAUUGACAUUAUUCCAAACAGGAGUGGCAGAGAUGAUGAGCAAACGAUUUUAAGUUUCAGAAAGCUGAAUCUGCGUGCAUUCGUAAUGGCUUGAUAACUGUCUAGGGUUCGAAGAUAGUGACAAUAGCUGUCAGGUUUUACCGAUGAUGUGGAAAGGCAUUAGUUCAUUAGACAUUUAUAGGACUGCGUUAUUAUUAUUUUUUUUGUGGAAUUAUGAGGUGGUAUGCUUUCCACUUUCAUGUUCCUAUUCGGGCAACAAGGACUUUGAUUUUCAUGAGGAUGCAUCGAACAACAAGAAUUAAAAUCACAGACCUAAACCCACACUUGAUGUGUGUGUUGUGUGGUGGAUAUUUCAUUGAUGCGACCACCAUAGUUGAAUGUUUGCAUUCAUUCUGUAAAAUGUGCAUCGUCCGCUAUCUGGAAACCAGCAAAUACUGCCCGAUUUGUGAUGUUCAGGUUCACAAAACCAAACCACUUCUAAAUAUUAGGUCUGAUAAGACCCUACAGGACAUUGUGUACAAGUUGGUGCCUGGUCUGUUCAAAAAUGAGAUGAAGCGAAGGAGAGAUUUCUAUGCAGAACAUCCCUCUGUAGAUGCUGCUAAUGGAUCAAAUGAAGACCGAGGAGAGGUGGCAGACGAGGACAAGAGAAUAAUUACAGAUGAUGAGAUAAUCAGUCUUUCCAUCGAAUUCUUUGAGCAGAACAAGGCAGAAAAACAAGAGAGUACAGAAGAAGGGAGAACAAAAGAGGAGGUGAAUAACAAGCGGUAUCUCCAGUGUCCUGCUGCCAUGACAGUCAUGCAUUUGAGGAAAUUCCUAAGAAGCAAAAUGGAUAUUCCAUCCACGUUUCAGAUUGAAGUCAUGUAUGAAGAUGAACCACUAAAAGAUUACUAUACAUUAAUGGACAUUGCCUACAUCUACACUUGGAGGAGGAAUGGACCUUUACCUCUGAAGUACAGAGUACGCCCCAACUGCAAAAAGCUGAAACUCGACCACUCCCAGGAGGGGCUGAAUAGCACCAGCCGGUCUGAGAUGGAGAGCGACUCGGCAAGUGACCAAGCCAGCAGUCCGACGGGAGUCCCCUCUACGUCCUCAUCCCUGCCCAGCCCGUCGACUCCAGUCCAGUCCCACCAUCUCCACUUCCCACACAUCUCCAGCACAGUCAACGGUACCACAAAGGCACCCAGCCAGAGCCUACAGUCGCCCUUCACCAACAAAGUCCACAAGGCCAACCUCAUUGGCUCCUCCACAGGAUGAUUUCCCAAAGGCUGUGCCACCAAAGCCAAUUCGCCCAGCUCUAUACAUGUGCUGUAUUCUAGACGCUUUGUUUUUUAAUCACGUCACUGUAAUUAUGUAUGUGUACGUUUUUAUAAGUUAGUGGACAUCGUAUAUGUACGAACGGCUCCGAGGUACCGUUCUCGCAUUUUAACGAAGAUCAAUACUGAAGUAUACAAUCGGGAAUUUCGGAUGUGGUCAAGGUAACGCUUAUAGAAGAGGCGUUAAAACGAUCAUAUAACCAUUUAGGUAGAAGGCUUUGUAGAUCCUCCGCCCCCUGACCCCUUGCCUUCUGGACUGUUUAACUAGACAGUGUUGGGUGUCUUUUUAAAGUUUAUUUAAACCCUUUUUCCAGGAUAAACGGACGGGAAAUAUUUUUACCUACGAAGGCAGCGUAGAUUGCAAACAUUCCCAAUAUCUAACAUUGGAAAACUCAGAAAUAACAUAAUAUUUGACACUUGAAGAAUAUGUAUGGCUGGACAAGAGUUUAAAAGCUGUUAAAUUAACUAGCGUUUUAAGAAGCGGUAUGAUAAAGGGCGUACGAAGUACUUUUAGCUGAAGGGGGGAGGGAGACAUUUCAGAUUGCUUUAAUUCGUGUAAAUGAUUACAGUAGUUUCAGUUUAAUGGUAAUCGAUUCUUUCGCUCACGUGUGGAUGGACCGUAGCUAGCGACGUUGCUGGGUCGGAAAUGAGUAAUUGUCUAGGAUUUACGUAGCCCUAUUUACUACUGUUUAAUUUUUCUUUUUCUUUUUACACAGAGGAAUCACGAACGAAGGUCUGCUGCGUGUAAUCCUCUGUGUAAAAGUUUAAAAAUCAUUUCAUGCUAGAGGGAAUGUUUGGAUGUCUCCACAGUGUUCUACAUAUGUGUAUUGAUCGAUUGUAUGUAAAGCUAUUGCAUUGUUACUGUUGCACAGUAUAAAAUAAACCAUUUUACAUUUC
Brienomyrus brachyistius is the source of this 3385-nucleotide messenger RNA. RefSeq names its product polycomb complex protein BMI-1-like. The coding region runs from base 1389 to 2429 and encodes 346 amino acids. The record is from RefSeq and is a predicted model, not a curated record. The transcript is spliced from 10 exons. Gene Ontology annotation, cellular component: PRC1 complex. Gene Ontology annotation, molecular function: promoter-specific chromatin binding. NCBI's taxonomy places the organism in Eukaryota, Metazoa, Chordata, Actinopteri, Osteoglossiformes, Mormyridae. Gene Ontology annotation, biological process: negative regulation of transcription by RNA polymerase II.